Messenger RNA from Musca domestica (house fly), 5888 nucleotides. It is a transcript of the gene KrT95D, whose product is annotated as phosphofurin acidic cluster sorting protein 1. The transcript is spliced from 13 exons. Bases 1314 to 5252 code for a protein of 1312 amino acids. The record is from RefSeq and is a predicted model, not a curated record. NCBI's taxonomy places the organism in Eukaryota, Metazoa, Arthropoda, Insecta, Diptera, Muscidae. Gene Ontology annotation, biological process: protein localization to plasma membrane.
UAGUUUUUGUUGCGGGUUGAACAAAAACUAUUUUUUAAUUGUAAAAAACAUUUGUAAUAAUUUGCAAAUCCCAUAAAAUCGAUCAAGUAUUAAACAAUUUGCAAACAAGUUGCAUCAGUGAUAUAUUGUGACAAUUUUGACAAUAACAAAGCAAAUUCAUAAAUCUACGCCCAUAGAGUUCUGUAGCAUUUUGUUAUACAAAUAAGAAAUAAACAAAACAAAAAUAUUGUUUUUAAGCACAAGAGAGUGUGUGCAAAAGCUACAGAGGAAAUAACAAUUGAAAAAAGUUAAAUUAUCGUGUUUGUUUCUACUUAAACGAGACAAUUGUUUAAUGAGUUUUGUGUGUAUUUGUUUCUGCAUGAAGUUAGAGGGGAAUUUUAAAGUCCCAACAUCUCCAAAGCCUGCUUAAGAAUAAUCAAGUUUGGGGAGUGUGUAGCUCACUUGCACUUAAAGAUGCAUUGUUGAAAUAAUAUGCAAAAAAUUAGCAUUGAAUAGUGAGCUGAAUGUGUACUCAUAAGAAAAUAUACAGAAAAGUUAAAUAAAUUAGUGUCAAGAAGAAGAAUUUGUCUUCCAAUAAAAAGAAACAAAAAAACGAAAGAGAUUUGCAAAAAUAAAAGAAAAAUUAUGAAAAAAAUCGUUUAAAUUUCAUCUCAUAAUGAUGGUGGGGAUAUGUGAAAUAUGCCAACAACAACUGCAUCCCCAACAAAGACACCAACAACAACUAUGUCUUCUCUAUAUUCUGUGAGACAUUCAUGUUAUUUUAUUGUGAAAUAAACCGCGAAAUCUCUAAGAGUAUUAAAUAAUCCAAGAGAGAGAGUGAGAGCAAAAUUGCAGGAGAGAUACAGCAAAAGAUUGUUUGAGUGUGCAAUUAGUUGUUGCUUUGCUCAGCAGGCAACAUAAUAACAGCAAGAACAACAUCUUCAUAAUCAUCUGAGAGAGAAGGAGAGUCAACAACAUCAUCAUCGUCAUUAUUGUGUUAAAUUUACUACUCACUACAUUGGACGGCUCUCUCUUUGUUUGGCCUCCCCCUAACUCCCCCAACGGUAAACAUUGUGAGUGUUUUGUUUGUGUGUUACUACACUACUGAGCAUCACACAGCGUCGUGUCGGUCGGUGUCGUCGUGUUUUGGCCUACCAUCAGCCACUGUCAUUAACAUUGAGAAUUGUUGUGGCCGUCGUCUUCGUCGUGUAUCUUCUUUGUUAAUUGUGUGUUUUAAAAUACUCUCGCAAUAAUAACAAAAACAUUGCCGCCGUAUUCCAUAAAACAAAGAAAGUGAAAAUAAAAGAAUUAAUACAAAACACAAAACCGCACAAAUGAAAAUGGUUGACAAGUCAUCAAAAUUAGAUAAAUAUAGCGCCAAUAUGAAUGCCUCAACAUCGGCGGCUGCCGCCGCUGCUGCAGUCGGUGGUAUUGGCGGCAGCAGUGGAUCUGCUGUAGUUGGUAGCGGUGGUCAUAGUGGUUCGAAUAUAUCCACCGGUUAUUAUUAUCAUACCAUGCAGCAGCAGCAACAACAACAGCAGCACCAGUAUCAACAGCACCAGCAAUUGCAGCAACAACAGCAUCACACCAGCAGUAGUAGCAGCCAUCAACACCAUCAGAACGGUCAAAAACCAGUCCCAAUGAAGUUAUUUGCCGCUUGGGAAGUUGAUCGUACUCCACCGAACUGUAUACCAAGAUUAUGCUCGCUGACAAUAACCCGUUUAACAAUAUUAACACCCCUACCGGGCGAUAUGACAUCGCUGUCGUUGGCGGUGAAAAUGCAAAGUUCCAAGCGUACACUGCGCUCUCAUGAAAUACCAAUAAGUGGAGCUAGUUUUAUGCAAAUUGCCUCUGGCACCAAUACAUCGGCAACGGGAAGUGGCAGUGGUGCUAUUGGAGGUAGUGGAGGUGGUGGAGGCCCAGGCAGUGGCAGCAAUACUGGCGGCGCUAGUGGUGUCUCCAAUACCACAAGCAAUAAUGCCGGCGGCAUUGGAGGAGGAGCUGGUGUGGGUAAUCUGUCGAUAAUGCAACAAGGCAAUGCGUCGAUGACCACGGCAAUGCUUAAUUCAGCCCAAUCCAAUAUGGGCAGUGGCGGAGCGGGUGUUGGUAGCGGUGGUAAUUCGCACAUGAUUGGUACACCCGGAAAUAUUGGCAAUGUUGGCAUCGGUACAACCGGUAAUCCCACGGCCGGCCUAUUAAUGAGUGGCAGUGUGCCAUUGUCUGAAACUGAACUGGAUUUAAAUUUUAGUCUUCAAUAUCCUCAUUUCAUAAAGCGUGAUGGCAAUAGCACACGUUAUGGUUAUCAAUUGCCUUCCUUCUUCUUCUUCUUACCGCUACGCGACAAUCCUCACAGACUGGUCAUACUACUACAACGACGCAAAAAAUACAAAUCACGCACCAUUCUGGGCUAUAAAACACUGGCCGAAGGCUUCAUACGCAUGGAUGCUGUGUUGCAGAAAUCAAUGGAUAUGACUGUGGAAUUGACAGCUUCCGGCAAAAAUGGUCGUCCCGGCACAACAGUGGCCUGCCUACGUGCCGAACGUGUUUCGUCCAUUCCAGUUGAUCAUGACAAUAAAAAUAAUAAUAGUGUCCUAUUGGCAGAUCGCGUCGCUGAAUACUCCGACGAAGAUGAAGAGGGUGAAUUUAGUUCGGGUGAAUUUAAUGAUGAUCUCGGUAUACCCGGCUAUGAUCCGAAACGUGAUUACAAUCCUUCCAAACAUGAUAUGCGUAAAUAUCGCAAAUUGCAACGUUCCGAAGUGGAGGAUGUUGUGGCCUUGGGUGGCGCGAAUAAUCCCGUCGACAGUGAUAGUGAAUUCGAAAUGAAGGAUAAGAGUUCGUCGAGGGCUAAAAUUAGCAGGACCAUUUCCCUGCAACAGCGUAAUUUCAAGCAGAAAAUCUUUGCCCUACUCAAACGUUUCAAAGCCUCCGAGGAGUUGGAAGGUGAAGUAAAUCGCAGCACAGCUGCUCUACAUGGCGGACGUGAUUUGGAUGCAUUAUUUCAAGAGCUCGAAUCGUUGUCAUGCUGUGAGGGUGAUGAUUCUGGACCGGAUAUAGACAGUCUGUCCAUUGGUUCGACACCCAAACCCUCGCUAAGGCCAUUCUUUACCAAUUCACGGAUAAUGCUACACGAUGGCGGUUCUGGUGAAUUUGAACCACCCACAUCUGAUCAGCAUUAUCAAAAAAGAUGGUAUAGAUUACUGCAAUUAUUUGUAACGUCCAAAAAUAAAGGCAACAUUGAGCGCAGAUCAUCGGACAAAAGCGACCAAUUGACAAAUUCGUCAUUUCAAAUUGAAAAUAACAAGCAAAAAUGCAUUCAUUUAACAAACAAUAACAAUUCGGCAACACCAACAGAUCGUAUUUGUGAUAAUCGUAAUGAUAGUUCCGGCAAUGAAGGCAAUGCCGUCUUCACCGAUGGCCAAGCCUCAGAUCCUCAAAAUAGUCCUCCACGUGGCGACCGCGAUUUUUUGCCGAUGCAACAGCUGAUGCGCCAACCUCUGACGCCCGUCAACACCAGUGCCAAUUUGUUGGCUUCGAUGGGACAAAAUGCCAAUAAUGCCACCAAUAGCAAUACCACAACUACCACCAAUACUACAACACCCUCAUCAAAUGAGAAACGUUCGCGUCUCUUCAGAUCGUCGAGCAGUACACCGGGUGGUGGUAAGAAGAAACAAACACUUAGCCUAAGCGCUGAACCACGCUCAGUAUUAGAGACAUGUUUGUCGCCCACCAAUGUGGAACCACGCAAAAUGCUGCUGGAUCAGUUGAGUCGCAUAUUUGCCAGUGAAGAUUCAGUUAUACCCGAUGAGGUGACAAUAAUAAGUCCACCGGAAGCUUUAAGCGGUAGUAGUUUAGUGCCGAAAUUAACUACAUUGUUUGCGAAUUCCUUUAAACCGGCCUUUGUACCACAGAAUACGGCCGAGGUAAAGGCUGUACUGCAGGCCCUUAUGGGUAAAAUACAAAAAUAUUGUAAUUCGAAUGCCAAACCACCCACCACCGUGAAAAUCCUAUUAAUUGGCGGCGACUGGUUGCAGGGUGCUGCCCUCCGACAUUACGUCGAUCUAAUGGGUGUCAGGCCUCCCGAUUGGUUAAAUCAUUUGCGUUUCUACAUUGUGCCCAUUGGUAGCAGUACCAUUGCUAGGCAUCUCAGUCAAUUGGAUCAAACCUAUGCUGCAAUGUUCGGUUCUGAUAAUUGGUAUCAGCUGUGUGAGCGUGUGGCCCAAACGGCGGCCGCAGUUAGUGCCGUGACCACGGUGAAUGCCUCGACUUUGGCCGAAACUGGUGUAGCCACCAAAUCGGAUAUUGUGGAGUUAGUGAAUCGUAUACAACGAUAUUUGCAUGCGGCUGGACCCUGCACACAAAUACCCAUAGCCGAGGCUAUGGUCAACUACAAGGAUGAGGAUUCAUGUCAAAUAUUUGUGCCAUUUGUUAGUGAUGUCCGCAUUGGUUGUUUGGAAGGACCCCAGGCUUCCCUUGAUCUCGAAGAAAACUAUGCUCAACAGACAUUGGGCUCGGCCAGCCAACAGCAGCAGCAACCCCAACUGCAACAACAACAGCAACCAUCAUCAAUUACCAAUCCCAUACCAAUUGGAAAUUCGAAUCCUCAAAAUCCUUUGAAUAACCAAAAUAUUUCCUCCAGUCUACAAGGUGGUGGUGGCAUUGUAUCUGGUUCACCGCCACAAAGCGGUCGUAUAUCACCACCUCUGCAGACCCCGCCCUCAUCGGCAUCCUCGCAUCGUGAACGUAUGGGUGAUAGUUUCAGCGCUACACCACAACAUUUACAGGGAAAUAUGUUCAAUGAAGCCGUGGAAUUGCAAGUCGAUUAUUGGCCCAUAGCACGGCCCAUGGACUAUUCGAGUUCAAAGGAUAAGAGUGCAGCCAAGGGUGGAGACCAGGGUGGCAAAAAUAGCAUUAAGAGUACAUUUAGAAGUCUACAGGUUUGGCGUUUGCCACAAAAUGCCCAAUUGGGUGAAAUAUCGAAUGGUUUGACUGUCUCAUUUGCUACCAAAGAAAAGAAACAAAAGCAAAUUAUGCGUUUGGGCAAGAAAAAAGAAAAAGAUCGUGAUCUCGAAAAGGAGCAGUGUGUUGAAGGAGUUGCUCGUUUAAUAUGCUCACCAAAACAGUCGCAUCCAGUGCCAUUGAGGGUUUAUAUUGAUGGCACCGAAUGGACUGGCGUUAAAUUCUUCCAAUUAUCAUCGCAAUGGCAAACACAUGUUAAAAAUUUUCCAAUUGCUCUAAUUGGUUGUACACCAAUGUCAUGUUCGGAAUUAUCCUAGUCAUUUUCUUAAUAAGUAAUAUCAUAGAUUUAUAAUAAACAGCAAAAUUAACCUACCUAUAAUAUACAUAUACAUACAAUUAUGAAAAGCAAAAAGCAACAAAGGGAAAACAACAUCUAACCCUACACUAUAUAUUAUACACUAAAAAUUAUUAAUAGUUAACCGUCGGCAAAAUUUUAUUCAGUAAAACUAUGUGAAAAUAAAAGACGGUAUAAAAUAUUACUCAUUUUUAUUGGAAAAAGCAGAGAAAACAAAAAUCUGCUAGUGGUUUAAUAAAAAAUUUGAGUUUUUUUAUAUAUAUUGGAAUUGAACUACUAUAUAUUUUGUUUUGUAUUAUUUUUUUAUAUAUAUAAAUACAUAUACUUUUAAUUUACUGUUUAUACAUACAAAAUAAUAAUAGAAGAUAAUUGUAAAAAAAAUAUAUUUAAAAGAUAAUUAUAAAUUGUAUCAUUAUAUAACAACAAUAAUAUAUUAUAAAAAAAUAUUAUAAACAAAAUCAUCCAGGCCUAAGCCUGAAAAGAAACUGAGCAAAAAUAUACAGGCAUAGACUCAAUAAUAAUAAUAAUAAUAAAGCAUAAUUAUAAACAAACAAAAAAAGUAAUCAGAAAUAAAACUUGCAAAAAUUUAAAGUUGAAA